This is a messenger RNA of Saccostrea echinata, 1548 nucleotides long. RefSeq names its product mitochondrial coenzyme A transporter SLC25A42-like. The record is from RefSeq and is a predicted model, not a curated record. The coding region runs from base 212 to 1273 and encodes 353 amino acids. The transcript is spliced from 8 exons. Lineage: Eukaryota; Metazoa; Mollusca; Bivalvia; Ostreida; Ostreidae. Gene Ontology annotation, biological process: transmembrane transport.
GAGGACAAUAUCGGUGAUGUAAACAGAAUGAAAACACCCCUGAUUUUUUGUGUCUUGUGUAACUUGCAUGGGACAUAUCAGUGAAGAAAUAAGCAAAAUGUAGAGAGAAAACAAAAUAGAAAACAUAAUAGACUAAUAGUGGUGUGAACAGCCUUGGAAGGUAUCAAGGGCAUUGUACAUUGUAUUUAAUACAGAAAAAAAAACUUUAUCAAUGCAUAAUCAAGAGACAAUGAAGAGAGAAAAGGCUGACCAAAUAAUUCCAGAAAUAGCCAUGCGGGGGGCAUCCAUGAGAGAUAUUCAGGCCAAAAUGGCAGAGUGUGAGAACAAUGAAGAGGAGAUAAUGCAUAGAGAGCAUGAAAUUAAUUUGAAAGUAUCAAACCACAGUAAGAUCAUCACCUCCCUGAUAGCAGGAGCAAUGGCGGGAGCUGUGGCAAAGACAGUGAUAGCCCCACUAGACAGGACAAAGAUUAACUUUCAAAUCUCCCAUAAGCAGUUUUCCUUCAGGGGAGCCAUCCUUUUCCUGAUAGAUACAGUGAAGAAGGAGGGGUUCACUAAACUGUGGAGGGGGAACUCUGCUACCAUGGUCAGAAUCAUCCCUUAUGCUUCCAUACAGUAUGCUUCUCAUGAGCAGUAUAAAAGACUGCUGAGCAGGGACAAGCGGAAACAACAUCUUCCUCCACACCUGCGGUUCCUGGCGGGGUCUCUAGCUGGAGUUACCUCCUCCUCACUUACGUAUCCCCUCGACCUGAUGAGGGCUAGAAUGGCUGUUACUGUUAAGUCUCAAUACAGCAACCUCUGGUCAGUAUUCAGACACAUAGUGAAGGCUGAGGGUGUUGCUACACUCUACAGAGGCUUUACCCCCACAGUGCUGGGGUCCAUUCCUUACUCAGGGGCCAGUUUCUUCACAUAUGAAACUCUGAAGAAAUGGCAUGCUGGUUACCGUGAUGGUCGAGAUCCUAACCCUAUAGAGAGGAUGAGCUUUGGGGCGGUGGCAGGCUUGAUAGGACAGUCUGCUUCCUACCCUCUAGACAUUGUGAGAAGGAGGAUGCAAACAGCAGGUGUGACAGGUACCAGUCAUGAGUACACCUCUAUCUAUCAGACAGUUUGUUUAGUCUGGAGAACGGAGAGUUGGAGAGGCCUGUAUAAGGGACUGAGCAUGAAUUGGAUCAAGGGUCCCAUCGCCGUCGGCACCAGCUUCACGGUUUACGAUAUCUCUCUCCAUUAUCUUAGGAGCUUCACCUACUUUCACGUUGAUGAUGAAGAUGGGACGUAAUUAUAGAAAGCGGCAUUUAGAUAUUUUCAAGAAAUUAUAGUCAUUUUGAUUUCUUGCGUACCUGUUAUGAAAUGUAGAUUUAAAAUAUUUAUAUGAAAUGUGAUAUGUUGUGUGAGACGAAGCCAAAAUUUAUGAGUGUUAGGUGUUUGGUAAGUUAUAGGUAGUUUAUAGUCAGAAAAUAUUUUUUUAAUUUUCUGAUUUUCAAUAUGCAUCAUACUAUUUCAGAGUUUUUCUUUCUAAAUGUUGAAAGUGUAAAGGCAUUGUUUGUGUUCUGU